AUGGCCAAAAGUCUUGCUGGGUCUGGAGUGAUGUUCAGAAAGAUAAACGCCGUAUUUCGCCCGAAUCAUGGGCAGCAGCGAUCACGCUCGCGUGAUGAUUAUCAUAACGCGUCCACCGUGAGGCUGGUGCGCAGCACAUCGAUGUUGGUUGUAGGGGAGAGUCGUGUCACUCAGCGGGACUCCACACUCAAACGUAGCGUAAGUGCCGUGAGCCUUGAAACCAGCACAGCACUGUUUUACUACCAGAGCCGUGAGGACCGGGUCUGGCUCUAUUCUCAGAAUCAGAGCUGUUUGGAGUACCUUCAAGACUUGGUUGCGCUCCGCCGGCAGUAUACCAGGAGCAUGACUGAUCUGAAGAAUCGGGAACGUAAGGAAAGCGUGACCGGAAAGAAAAAACCUGCGCCAAAGCCACCGCAACACAAAGUCUCACAGACCAGUAGACCAGAGCCCUCGGCACCUCCUGCGCCUAGUGAAGAAGACACACUGCAGUUCUUUGAUGCUGUGAUUGCAAGCUGUGACCCAGAGCCAACAAGAAAACCGUUCAUUGACGACGGACAUGCUGACGUGGACUUCAUUGUUGCCACUAGUACUUGUGAACAUGACCUGCACUCGAACUGGGUUUUGCGGAAUCCCAGACGCAUCCCGUCAGACGAGCAUCCGCUCAGUCAUUCAGCUGUCAACGGGGACAUGGUGUUCCGACACAGGGGAGACAACGCGAGUACCGGAAGCAGAAGAUGGCUCCAGAGGAACCCCAUACACCUCCCCAAAGUGGUAGAGAGUGCAUUUCACACUCUGCGCCUCAAACCUAGAUUCCGCAAGAAAGACUAG
This is a messenger RNA of Chanos chanos (milkfish), 828 nucleotides long. RefSeq names its product chromosome 9 C13orf42 homolog (gene c9h13orf42). The transcript has 3 exons. The record is from RefSeq and is a predicted model, not a curated record. Lineage: Eukaryota; Metazoa; Chordata; Actinopteri; Gonorynchiformes; Chanidae. Bases 1 to 828 code for a protein of 275 amino acids.